AUGGGCGACGCCGCCGACGCACCCCGCCGGCGUCGGCUGGACUCAAUUCUCCUCGCCCGGAAACCGCGCCUCACCGACAGCAGGAACGAGACCACGGCCACAGCCGUAUCCAUGGAUGGCUUCACCAUGGCGGUCUCCUUCUGGAUGGCCGACCCGCCGCAGCUGUCCAUCUUCUCCAUCUACUGCUGCCGACCCCCUCAUCUGCAAGCCGGGCCGUACUGCAAUUUCAAAGAUUUGCCACGCGUGGUCGGCGUCGGCGCGGAGGGCCGAUUCGUCCUCUUCCGCGCCGUCUUCGACCGCCGAUACACAUCCGAAUAUUUCCUGUACAAGGCCGGCGAGUCGCCGUCGCUCGAGUGGAUUCCUUCUCCCUACGAGUAUCAUGAUGGCGACCUCCAUGAUCUGCGCGGGGUCAGGGAGUUCGGCGUCCUGCAGCAGCUCGGCGGCCACUAUCUCGUGGCCGCUCUCUGCCUCGACCCGUUGUCGGAUGACUAUCACCUUCGGAUCUACUCGUCCGAGAGAACGUCAUGGAGCACCAGGACACUGCCCAAUCCAUGUCCUGGGGUCGACAGGAUUAUACCCGACAAGGUGAUCACGCUUGGAGAAGAAGGCUUACUAGGGUGGGUUGAUUUGUCACACGGCCUGCUGAUGUGCGACCUGCGUCAAGAUCAUGUGCGUUUCACUUUCAUCCCGUUGCCGGAGCCGUUGCCUGGGAACAGAUACAAACUAAAAGGUCACAUUCCCCCUCCCACCGCAAAGAGAAGCAAAAAACCAGAGGACGAAUCUCACCCAAAUCUCUGGUGGUUUCGGGAUCUCGCAUGGGUUGAUGGCGUGCUCAAGUUUAUUGAGAUGGAGAAUCUUGCUCCUGAAAGCCAGAGCGACAAGGGUGAUGUUAUCUACGAUUCAGACUUGAUCAUGUCGCUCGAGCGCAAGGCCGUGGAUUGGCAUUGCAAGCAGCUGUCCAUUGGGGGUGCCUGGAGGGCUGUGACAUGGACUCGGACAGUUUCGUCCAACUGUUGGCGCCAGACAUGUGCUGCCAAUGUCGCUGACAUCUUGGUUGUCGACGGAUCAGCACAUUCAUCUUUGUUGCCCGGGUUAAAGGGCGAAAAGUUGACAUUCAGGGACCUCUACUCAGCUUUCCCCAUCCUGAGCCCGGAUGGUGACGAUAUUCUUUAUCUCAAAUCAAUGGUGGAACCCAGUAAUAAGGAUGGAUGGGCGGUCGCUGUUGACUUAGGAAACAAGGCAGUGAAAGCAAUUGGCAAGUAUUGUCUUCCGGAUGAUUUUUAUUAUAGCUUCCGUCAUGACCCUGAACAUCCUUUCCGUGUCUGUACAUUGUCCCUGGUAAUUGUCUCCAGGCAUAGAAGUCUCAGCGUGUCGCAAGAUCACAGGGGAUGCUAG
Molecule: messenger RNA, 1395 nt
Organism: Triticum turgidum subsp. durum (durum wheat)
Lineage: Eukaryota; Viridiplantae; Streptophyta; Magnoliopsida; Poales; Poaceae
Source: the annotation of a GenBank genome assembly